AUGACAAAGCCUCUACCGACGAGAAUCCAUCUCGAAGGCAAGUGGAAAAGUGUUAUAUACGAAAACCUCCCUCAUAUUUGUUAUGGAUGUGUGAAAAUCAGGCAUAUUGAAGAAAAGUGUCCUGCAAAGGUGAUCCUGUCAGAGCUGGCUCUGGUUAUCGCUCCCGGUGGCUCUGGCAAUUCUGUAGAAGAUCUCUCACUGCUAGAGGCCCCUGCCAACUACAACUCUUGGAUGCAGGUCACAUGGAAAGUUUGGAAGUCGACGAAAGCCAAAUCUGGUAACCCAACAAUCAACUCGCCUUCUUCUAGCGUGGAUUCUGGAAAAACAGCUCCUAAAUCGGUCACAAAGGGAAAGACAGAGUCAGAGACAAAGGGAAAAAAAGGAAAGUAA
Messenger RNA from Linum tenue, 390 nucleotides. The record is from the annotation of a GenBank genome assembly. NCBI's taxonomy places the organism in Eukaryota, Viridiplantae, Streptophyta, Magnoliopsida, Malpighiales, Linaceae.